AUGCUUAAUAUUCAUGUUGGGGAUCAUGAUAGUGCACAUAAUAAAGCUCGUAUCAAGUGUGAGGCUUUGAUGAAUCAAGAGCAACACAUUCAGUUAGCUUUCUUCAAGCAGUCAAAACAAGUACGAAAUGACUAUCGUAUUCGUCUUACUGCAUCAAUUGAUUGUAUUAGACUUUUGUUGCGACAGGGGCUUUCAUUUCGGGGUCAUGAUGAAUCUGAGAAUUUAGAGAAUCCAGUUGAUGAAUCUUGUGAUGUGUCAACAAAGGAGCAAAUGUCAAUUGUUUUACGUUAUGUGAACAAUAGUGGACAAGCAAAUGAAUGUUUCAUUGGUCCUGAGCAUGUUUCUAGUACUAUAGCUCUCUCACUUAAGGCUACAAUAGACAAGACAUUUUCUAAAUAUAACUUAAGCUUGUCUAGAUUGAGAGGACAAGGUUAUGAUGGGGCAACUAAUAUACAAGGUGAGUUCAAUGGUCUCAAAUCACUUAUUUUAAAAGAGAAUCCUUGCGCCUUUUACAUUCAUUAUUUUGCUCACCAGCUUCAGCUAGCUCUUGUAGUCGUGGCAAAGAAAAAUACUUUAAUUUCUAACUUUUUUCGUUUGGUUGCUGAUGUGGUCAAUAUUGUUAGAGCAUCGUCUAAACGUUGUGAUCAUCUUCGAGAGAAACAAGCAAAUAUUGUUGCAAAAGCAUUGGAGAAUGGUGAGAUUUUAAGUGGAAGGGACUUAAUCAAGAAACUACCAUUCAGCGUUCUGGUGCACUACAUUGAUGUUCCAAAUAUGGAUGAUAUGUUUAUAUGCCGUGCAACUCGUGGUCGCCCACAACGUCAAGCUCUAGAAAUAACAUAUUUGCAUCAUUUCCGUGUAGAUUUAUUCUAUGCUGUCAUUGAUAUGCAACUUCAAGAGUUGAAUGAUCGUUUCUCGGAGGCAAAUACCGAGUUGCUUCUUUGUGUAGCAUGUCUAUGUCCAAAAGAUUCAUUCUCUGCUUUUGACAAGAAAAGAUUGAUUCAACUUGCUGAGUUUUAUCCAGAAGAUUUUUCAUCAGUAAAUCUCCUAACACUUGAUGAUCAACUAGAAACUUUUAUUUUUAAUAUGUGCUCUAACAAAGAGUUUGAAGGAUUGAAAGGCCUUGGUGAUCUUGCAGAGAAGUUGGUUAUGACGAAAAAAAACAUAAUAUAUCCGUUGGUGUACAAACUUCUGACUUUGGUACUAGUUCUUCCGAUUGCUACUGCUACUGUCGAGAGAAUAUUUUCUACAAUGAACAUUGUGAAGGAUAGAUUGCGCAAUCGAAUGGGAGAUCAGUGGAUGAAUGAUAGCUUAGUUGUUUAUGUUGAGAAAGAGAUAUUUUCGAACAUUGAUAAUGAAGUUAUUAUACAAUGUUAUCAAAAUAUGAAACAUCGCAAAGAACUAUUGUAA
Messenger RNA from Diospyros lotus (date-plum), 1407 nucleotides. RefSeq lists its product as uncharacterized. Lineage: Eukaryota; Viridiplantae; Streptophyta; Magnoliopsida; Ericales; Ebenaceae. The record is from RefSeq and is a predicted model, not a curated record. Gene Ontology annotation, molecular function: protein dimerization activity. Bases 1 to 1407 code for a protein of 468 amino acids. The transcript is spliced from 3 exons.